CAACUAAUCUGUAGAAAUCGAUUUCUACAGGUUUUUAGAAUUAUAGUAAUAUAUAGAUUUUGAUUUCUACAUGUUUUAGAUUUACAGUAAAUCUGUAGAAGUCGGUUUCUACGUGUUGUAGAUUUAUAUUAAUGUGUAGAUUUUGAUUUCUAAAGAUUUUAGAUCGGUUGGUUAAGCGCGAAAUGUAUAUUCUAAAUAUUUUUAGAAUACUCUUAUUUACGUAGAUCACGUAUUCUAAACAUUGUAGAUUCAAUGAAAAAAGUGGAUUUUGUUUUCUACUUCGCAGAAUGCAAUUUUUACUUUAUUUAGAAUAUAAUCUGAAAUUUAUGAUUUAAACAUUUUUAGAACUGAAAAAAAUACCACUAAGUUCAUAUUGGUAUUUUAUCAAAAGUUACUAUUUUUUCAAUUUUCUUUUGUUUGUAAAACUAUUUAUUAAAUUUAUUUUCAAAAAUAUUAAAGGAUGUUAUGGGCAAAAAUGACAUAAAAUAGAUAUUAGUCUAAAUGGACAUAGUUAUCAUUUUUUUGCUUUAAAAAAAUAAUUUUCCCUAAAAUUGAUAAGACAAAUGAUAGAUGCUCAUCAACAUAACAAGAACAAGUUCAUAUGGCUUAAUCACACAUUGUUUCCACAAGAAAGAUAGAGAUUAGCAUAAUCUUGUCUUUCAUACAACAUUUUUUGAUCCAAGUGUUAACUAGAGAAAUAUCUGAGAAUAUCAGUUUGGAUCCCUAGAGUUUUGGAUUCACUUCAACAUUUGUCAACAAAUGAAAUAUGGAAUAAAAAUAUUUCAAUUUUAUUUAAUUUUUACUCUAUAAUGGAAUAAUGGAUAAAUAAAAAAUUAAUGAUUAUAUUUAUGAAGAAAAUCUCAUUAUGGAGUGAGAAAUAGAAUAAGAUUUGAGUAUUUCUUUUACUUCAUAUUCUAUUUUAGUUUAUUUUGGUUGAUCCAUCAAAAUUCCUUACAUAUUGCCUUGGGAAAUGCCACACCAAAUUAACCCGCUGACCCAUCAAAAUUCCUAUUUUUGUUGCCAAUGUCUCGCAUGUCUUUGUUGAAAAUAUUAAGGCUUCGAAUUUUUACAACCGCCUCGUUCCGUACCGCAGUUAACAAUAACAAAAAUCUUUACAUAUACUAUAUAUUUAUACGUUUUUAUAACUGUUAAAACCGUACCGUAGUUGAACUGUUUAUCCCGCACCGUUCAAUCCACAGUUACUAUUCGAAGUCUAAAUGGUUGUGUGUACAAUAUUCUUCCCAUAAGAAUAUAGGUUUGAUCAAAAGAAAAUUGAUCAGAAAAAAAAAAGAAUAUAGGUAUGUGUGGUGGCCUCGUGAUCAAUCACUUUGACAAAGUCUUGUGGAAAAUGACUUUUAGUCAAAGAUUUCACUUGUUUUCUUUAGGAAAAUAAGUACACAUCACUUUCAUGCUUUCUCUAUUUUUGGUUGAAUGUCAAAUUCUCGUGUUAUUUUAUUUGAUUUUUUUUCUCCUCACCAGUCACACUAACAUUUGGGCAGCGUCAAGUCCAUGAACUAUUCUUUUUUUUUUUAAAUUGGUGCAGUGUUCCAAAAAAAUUAAAUACCAUGCACAAAUGUCGGACUCUAAAAUCUACGCAUUGUUUUUUGGAACACUACUCUACUCUAAAAUCUACAUGCACAUUUUCUCAUUAUAAUAGUCUUUUUCCCUUUUACCAGAUUCUUAUACCAUAUAUAUAUAAUUACUUUUUGAGUAUGUUAUCAUUUCUAUCAAAUAGAUAUUUAUAUACAAAGAAUUUUUUUUUUUUUUGAGAUUUGACCAAAAUAAUGUUUGUAGUUGCGUAUAAUAGUGUUAUGUCUUAAGACUAGCAUAACAUCUGAUAAAAACUGUACAUCAUCGGAUAUAAUUGCAAUCAUAAGCAUGAAUAAUACGUGCACAAAACUUUUAAUAAAAGCAUCACCAACUCAUAAAUAUUUUUGUAUUUAAAUGCUAUAAUAGAUAAAAAAAAUUACUUUUUUCCUCUAAAUAGAGAUUGAUUUUUCUUCUUUUAUAUUUAGAGAAAAAUAGCAUCCUGCAUUAAUACUGCAGAUGUAAUUUCUUUAAUAUAUAUUUGGGUAAUUAUAAAAGAAAAUUAUGAAUGAUAGACAAUCUAAAUCUGCAGAAGUAAAACUGUAAACCAUGUUGGUUUGAUUUAAUUUACUGCAGACCGAAAACCUGUAGAAUUCGGUCGAUAAGGGGACGUCAAAGGAAACUUUAACCCAUUAGUCCAAUUUUUUCCUUCGCAAAACCAUUUGUCCAAUUUUUUGAAAAAUAUAUAAAAAUAAAAGAGCAUUGAAUCACUAGAUUAACUAAAGUUUAAUUUCGUCUUCAAGAAUUGUUAACAAAAAAUCUCCACUUUGACCACUUAAACCAGCUGUAAUUGUUUUGCUUUGGUGACCAAAAAAAACACACACUCAUUUUUAUUUUUAUAUUCACCGCGCGCGCGCUCUCUCUCUCUCCAAUAUACUAAUGAAGUUAAUCCACAUGUGGAGAAGAGUAAAAGGCUUAUGGAAAGAAAAAUAAAAAUAAGUUUUUCAUUGACUUGGGCGUUUCCUAUACAUAUGCAAUAAAUAUGUCUUUGUCUUUGAUAAUUACAGAACCAGAGAACUCUUUUUCUUUCUCUUCUUCUCUCUUUCAAAAAACAAAACCAAACUUCCUCAAGCAAAACACAUAGAUUAGCUAAGGACUGAGAGAGAUCGGAGAGAGAUGGGGAGAGCUCCAUGUUGUGACAAGGAAAAUGUAAAGAGAGGUCCAUGGUCUCCUGAAGAAGACGCAAAGCUUAAAGACUACAUAGAGAAACAAGGAACUGGUGGGAAUUGGAUAACUCUCCCUCGGAAAGCUGGUUUAAGGAGAUGUGGGAAGAGUUGCAGACUGAGAUGGUUGAAUUAUUUGAGACCAAACAUAAGACAUGGAGAUUUCACUGAGGAAGAAGACAAUAUUAUCUGCAGCCUCUUUGCCUCCAUCGGAAGCAGGUGGUCAGUAAUAGCAGCUCACCUGCAUGGUAGAACUGAUAAUGACAUCAAGAACUAUUGGAACACUAAGCUUAAGAAGAAACUCAUUGCCACUAUGGCUCCUCCACGACAUCAUCAUCUCUCAGCCAUUGCUUCAUCAUCAUCAUCAUCACCAUCACCAUCAUCACACUACAACAUGAUCAAUAGUCUUCUUCCUUAUGACCCCUCAAUAUCUACAAACCAGCUGAUCACGCCUCAUCGGGGGAUGAUGACGAUGAUGGGCCGACAACAACAACUAUUAUACCAAGAAGACAUGGGCAGUUUGGUAAAUUCUCUAGACAGCAACAAGUUCGUAAUGAGCCAUCAAGACGACAGCCAGAAGCAAAGUGCAAAUAAGGGAAUAAUGUUGUUGAGUGAUGUAAGAAGUGGGUCAAGUACAACAAGUACAGUAACAAGAGUGAAGAUGGAGCAUCAUGAUUAUCAUCAUGAAGAAACUGAGAGAUCAAUGGAAGGUUAUGGAAUGGAUGAGAUAAAUCAUUUAAUAAGUAGUAGUUGUACGAGUAGUAGCAAUAGCUUGUGGUUUGAUGAAAGCAAAAGAGAGGAUAAGUUCAUGUUGUAUUAUUGAUCUCUCUCACAUACGUUGAUCCAAUCUCCAUAUUCUCUCCUUUUUUCUCAAAACUAAAAAUAAAUUAUUAAAAAUUUGUUUUUAUUA
This is a messenger RNA of Brassica rapa (field mustard), 3660 nucleotides long. Its product is annotated as transcription factor RAX2. The record is from RefSeq and is a predicted model, not a curated record. NCBI's taxonomy places the organism in Eukaryota, Viridiplantae, Streptophyta, Magnoliopsida, Brassicales, Brassicaceae.